UGUGUUCAGUGUGGCCAAUAUGAUGGAUUCCAUGGCUAAGAUCCUCACAGAGGUCUCUAGGCUUUUGCUGGAGGAUUUGCCCAACUCCCUGCACCCACACGUGGCCGAUGCUGAAGCCAAAGAGUCGGCAGAGCCAAAGGCGCUUGCUGUGGUGAAGGCGGGACCAGCCCUUCCUGUCUGUGAAUUAAGAGCAGAGCUUCUGAAGGAUCAUCGAAAUUUGACCUUCGACCCAGACACAGCCAAUAAGUACCUGCAGCUGUCCACUCAGAACCAGAAGGCCAAACACACCCGUUCUCCUGAUGGCCAGUGUCAGGCCCAUGCAGAUAGGUUUGAGCUGUGGCAGGUGAUGGGCAGCCAAAGCUACAGCGAAGGCCACCAUUACUGGGAAGUCAGGAUCUCCAGCCACUCAGUCAUCAUAGGUGUCACAUACAAGAAAAUCCAGAGGAAGAAACAAGCUGGUCACAAAUUCAGCAUUGGGCUGGAUGAAUCGUCCUGGGGGCUGCAGAUCCGGGAGGACUGCUACUUGGCCUGGCACAGGGGCCAGUCACAUAAGAUCAUAGAGCCCUUGUACCGAUGCCUCGGAGUCAGCCUGGACUAUGGAACAGGAGUCCUGUUGUUCUAUGGCAUUGGAAAUGAGAUGAAAUCUCUCAACUCUUUCCACUGUGUCUUCACUGAGCCCCUCUACCCAGUCUUCUGGCUCUGCGAAGGCAGAGUCGUCACCCUUUGCCAACAGAACUGAGGAUAGC
This is a messenger RNA of Pelodiscus sinensis (Chinese soft-shelled turtle), 746 nucleotides long. Lineage: Eukaryota; Metazoa; Chordata; Testudines; Trionychidae. The record is from RefSeq and is a predicted model, not a curated record.